Nannospalax galili (Upper Galilee mountains blind mole rat) is the source of this 4439-nucleotide messenger RNA. It is a transcript of the gene Spata2, whose product is annotated as spermatogenesis associated 2. Gene Ontology annotation, cellular component: cytoplasm. The record is from RefSeq and is a predicted model, not a curated record. The coding region runs from base 437 to 1999 and encodes 520 amino acids. NCBI's taxonomy places the organism in Eukaryota, Metazoa, Chordata, Mammalia, Rodentia, Spalacidae. The transcript has 3 exons. Gene Ontology annotation, biological process: regulation of tumor necrosis factor-mediated signaling pathway; protein K63-linked deubiquitination; regulation of necroptotic process.
GGGUUCCGCCCGAGGCGAGGCAACCGGCCGUUAGGGCGAGAACGAGAUCAGCGAAGCCCCGCUCGCCUGCCGCCUCCCAUCAACUCCUCUCGGCUCCUCCCGUUUAUCCCCUCGCCUUGGCGUGUCGGCCUCGCCUCCCCAGGCCGGAAGCGCAGCCGCGGGGGGUGCCUAACCUUUGGUUAGGCCCGCCUCUUCUCUCGUCACUUCCGGUCCGAGUGCUUCCGGGUCGCCGCUGGCCGGGGUGCUGGUGUGGGUCCCGGGAGCCGGCGGGAGCGGUGGAGCCGUGCGGAGCCGUGCGGGGCCGGGCUCCGGCGGCCUCGCUUCCUGGCCGGCCGCGGAGCACUCCCCUGGUCCGUGGGUACCAUGCCAGUGCUUCCUGUGACGUGCCAGCCUCCAGCUCCAGAACCAUGGGAAAGAUAAGGUAGCCCUGGGUCUGAUGGGGAAGCCCAGUUCAAUGGAUACGAAGUACAAGGAUGACUUAUUCCGGAAGUACGUGCAGUUCCACGAGGGCAAAGUGGACACCACCCCCGGCAAGCAGCGGCCGGGAGGUGAUGAGUGCCUGCGGGUGGCAGCCGCCACCCUGCUCAGCCUGCACAAGGUGGACCCCUUCUAUCGAUUCCGGCUGAUCCAGUUCUAUGAGGUGGUGGAGAGCUCCCUGCGCUCCCUGAGCAGCUCCAGCCUGCGUGCCCUGCACUGCGCCUUCAGCAUGCUGGAGACAGUGGGUAUCAACCUGUUCCUCUACCCAUGGAAGAAGGAGUUCCGCAGCAUCAAGACCUACACGGGCCCUUUCGUUUACUAUGUCAAGUCCACGUUGCUGGAGGAGGACAUACGGGCCAUCCUGAGCUUCAUGGGCUAUGUCCCCGAGCUAGGGACAGCAUACAAGCUCAAGGAGCUGGUGGAGAAUCUGCAGGUCAAGAUGGUCUCCUUUGAGCUCUUUUUGGCCAAGGUUGAGUGUGAGCAGAUGCUGGAGAUUCACUCACAGGUGAAGGACAAGGGCUAUUCGGAGCUGGAUGUGGUGACUGAGCGCAAGAGCAGCACAGAGGACGCCCGAGGCUGUUCAGAGGCCCUGCGGCGGCGGGCUGAAGGCCGGGAGCACCUGACCACGUCCAUGGCCCGUGUGGCACUCCAGAAGUCGGCCAGCGAGCGGGCAGCCAAGGACUACUACAAGCCCCGUGUGACCAAGCCUUCCAGGUCAGUGGACACCUAUGAAAGCUACUGGGAGAGCAGGAAACCCCCCAUGAAGGCCUCACUGAGUCUACGCAAGGAGCCCCUAGCCUUGGAUGUUGGGGAUGACUUGAAGGAUGAGAUCAUCCGCCCGUCCCCAUCGCUACUGACCAUGUCUAGCUCCCCCCACAGCAGCCCUGAUGCCCUUCCGUCUGCCUCCCCCGUCAACGGCCUGGGCCUGCUGCGCAGUACCUACUUCUCCACGCAAGAUGAUGUGGAUCUCUACACAGACUCGGAGCCCAGGGCCACAUACCGGAGGCAGGACGCCUUGCGGCCGGAUGUGUGGCUGCUCAGAAAUGAUGCCCACUCUGUCUACCACAAGCGCUCACCCCCCACCAAAGAGUCUGCCCUCUCCAAGUGCCAAAACUGCGGCCUGCCCUGCAGCUCCUCCCUCUGCCAGCGCUGUGACAGCCUGCUUGCUUGUCCCUCAGCCUCCAAACCCAGCACCUUCUCCAGCAAGGCCUCUGCUCAUGACAGCCUGGCACAUGGGGCACCUCUUCGAGAGAAGUAUGUGGGCCAGACUCAGGGUCUGGACCGGCUGCCACCGGUCCACUCAAAACCCAAGUCCUCCACCACAGCCACCUCCCGCUGUGGCUUCUGUAACCGCUCGGGCGCCACCAACACCUGCACCCAGUGUUCAAAAGUUUCCUGUGACGCCUGCCUCAGCGCCUACCACUACGAUCCCUGCUGCAGAAAGAGCGAGCUGCACAAGUUCAUGCCCAACAACCAGCUGAACUACAAGUCCACCCAGUUCUCCCAUCUCGUGUACAGAUAGACCCCGUUGCACCUUCCGCUACAAGGGCUACACCACUGACCUGGCUGGGUCCCAUGAGGGAGGAGCAGGGUGGCCUCAGAGGCAGAGGCCCGUGCUGGACCACCGAGGUAGCAGGGGCUGCUGGCCACACAGAGUUCCCUUGGCUCUCUCCAGUCCCUCCAAUGGCUGCCUUGACCUCUGAGGGACAGGGUGGCACUCCCUUCAGCCCUUUUCACUGACCACUCCCUGCUCAGCUGAUCUGGGUUUUGGUUUGGGUUCUGGUUUCCUUGAAAGAGGGGCUCUGGGACUCUUGCCACACCUUUCUCUUCCACUCAAGAGCCAGCUUGGCCUGGGAAGGGCCCUUUGGGCCACUUUCAAAUGCCCACCAGGAGUGGCGAGCUAGAGGUCUGCUGGCUUGUGAAAUGAGCCCUCCUGCCACAUCGGGCCUCUCUGAUGGCUCGCCUCUUUUCCUGUUCCCAGAUAUAAGGAUCCCUAGCCAGAUGUCCCUGCCCCUCACUCCCCCAACCAUGUCAAAGAGGAGAGUCAAGUCCAGUAUUAGCUGAGUAUCAUCUUGCCAGCUCCACUCAAUCAGCCCAUGGCAUUGGCGAGCUCCCCUCAGCACAUUGGAAAGUGGACUCCAUGCAGGACCAGUGUCUGUCCUGUUUGCACACGCCCCUCUUACUGUACUGUACAUACAGAGUUUCGAGAUUUAUUUUUAAAUGAGUAUUCACCUUGCUAUGUUUCAAAAUGGUUAAAGAAAUUAAUGAUGUAGCUAUUUAUAAAGAUGUCCGGGGUUCUUUAGUCUUCCGAGAGAGGCCUCACCUUCUCCUGGGGUGUCCUUCACUUGCUAGGGUGGAGUGCAGAGCUUGGGGUAGGGGACUGACAGCCAAUGUUGGUGAAGAGCUCCUGUCUUCCCUGCAGUAGAUAUUACUUACCUACCUCCAGUGUGCAUGCGGGGGUUGGCAUGGGUGCCCAGGUCUGCGCCUGCAGAUGAUGACCCCGGUGACAACCAGGACCUCACCCUCUUAUUUACAGCUCUGGUCUUGGUGCCUGUGGAGCGUGAACCUCGCACUCUUAACCUCGAGUCUCAUUUCCAAAGGGUGAUCAGGUGAGGUGCCCACCACCCCAUCUCUGCCCUCACUGGCUUCCAGGACUUGCUGGCAGCGGCCCUCACAGCUUUUUUGCACUAGGAGUGGGCCGAGGCAGUGUGUGCCCAUCAGACAGAUGCCCCUCCGAUACUCAGCCAAACCUCCAGGUUUCCAAACCCGAAGGUCCCAACUCCUUGUUUCUGUUACCAACCUCUGGAUUUCCCUUUUGGGGAGCAGAGCGGGAGUAGGCAAGAAUCCAAAACUAUGGAUUCCUUGUGAACCGGUAACACAUUUUAGCCAUAAGUGUCUGUGAUGUGCACUAUUCCGGGGUCUAUGUGCAAGUGGGGUUUUCCCUAAGAAAGACUUUCAGCUCUGGUGCAGGUUUUAAUCUGGCUUGAGUCCUGAGGCCACUGUGAAUUUGUUGAUGAUCUUCCAACUUAGUGGAGUGCUUUUAAGGUUUUCUUCAUCUUCUAUGGCUCUUUUUUUUUUUUUUUUUAUUGAUUCCUGGCAGAUCACAUGGUGAUGUACAAUGUGUAUAUACAGCAGAAUUUACCCAACUUUCUUACCAUGGGCCUCCCAGCAUCCAUCUUUGUUCUCCCUUCUACCUGUCAGAGCUGGCGGUACCUGGCCUGCCCCUGAGAGCUAUAGUUUUCUAGCUGUCCCUUUCCAGUUUGCUCCAGCAUUACAGGAACUCUUAACCUACUGCGAUGCCACGGAACUUACAGUGAGUAGAACAGGAAUGGCCGAAUGAUCUGAGGAGGACAAAGUCCAGAGUGCUUCCUUCCCACUGAGGGAUGACUGGACUGGCCAUGCCCCUCCUAGCUGUGUGUCUUACUGUAUAAGAGUGCUGUGACCCGGUAGUUAAGUAUCCGCUAAUUUAAAAAUGCAGAUGUUUUGCAUUUGAUUUCUACAGAGUUGAAAUGUUCAGAGAAGAUUUAAAAAAUAAUAAAGUGUCUUCCAUUGUUAAACGAAGGGCUUCUGGUUUUGCAUGGCUGAGAAGCCCUGGCUAGGCAAUGACAGGACCCACUUUCCCCGGGACACUGCCAAUAGGCAGUGAGUGCUGAGGCACGCACACACCAAGGUUGCUUACCCGAGGGUCCUGGGCUGCUGCUUCCCGAUCCCAUCUUAGAGAUUGGAACCACGCCAGAGGUCAAGCUGCCUUUCCUCAUUGGGCCUGUGACCUCCGGGGGAUGAUUGCUGAUGGAUGUUCUAUGACAUCUGAGGCUGUUAUUCAAAAAUUUCAUUUUUUUCUGGGGUUGGAGAGGUGGCUCAGGAGUAAAGAGCACUUGCUGUUCUUCAGAGACCUGGGUUCAGUUCUCAGUACCGACGUUCCAGCCUUCUUGGGUAUUUCAUACAUACCAGUAAACUUUUUU